Molecule: messenger RNA, 4551 nt
Organism: Nematolebias whitei (Rio pearlfish)
Lineage: Eukaryota; Metazoa; Chordata; Actinopteri; Cyprinodontiformes; Rivulidae
Product: immunoglobulin-like and fibronectin type III domain-containing protein 1
Exons: 28
Coding region: 1-4551 (1516 amino acids)
Molecular function (GO): protein binding
Source: RefSeq, a predicted model, not a curated record
AUGUGGAAAAGAACAAAGAGCACGGGCCAGUCCACAACCAGGCCAUGUUUCUCCCUUGUUCAUCAGUACAUUCUGCAUUUUAAUGAGGUGUCUGGCAACAAGUCAGCUACUCUCCGGAGAAGAUCUAAGACUCCUGGGGUGAUGAUCACACAGUACACGAUACGUAUGCCAGAAGGUAAAAGCACUCCAGAUUUCCAGUGCAAACCUGCCUCUCUAAUCAUUCAGGAAGGAAAAUUAGCAGUUUUUAAGGCUGUGGUGAUCGGAAAUCCAAAACCAGAUGUGUCGUGGAGACGAGCCAAAGGAUGUCUCUCAGAUAAGGACAAAUUUCAACAAAAAUAUGAUGAAUUAACGGGGGAAUACAUUUUGGAAAUCCAUAAAGUGACCGCUGCAGAGGCAGACACGUUCAAAUGCUUGGCUGUCAAUGAAUAUGGCAAAGCUGUCUGCUCAACAACAUUAAGAGUGCUUGAUGGUUCUACAAAUCCUGAAGACUUCAGAAAAUUGCUGAAGAAAAGUAUGGUGGAGAAAGCAAAUGGAGAUAAUGAUGAGAAGUUCUGGGACGCGAUGCUAAACGCUGACAGAAGAGACUACGAGCGCAUCUGUUCUGAGUACAACGUCACAGACGUACAGCUGGUUCUCAAAAAGCUUGAAGAAAAAAGAACGGCAAGAACACAAAACAAGAACAAGAAUGGUGUCAUUUCCUGUGAAGUUGAUGCAACAAACCAUGACGUCGGUGGUGUUGGGAAGACAAACAGCAUCAGAAUCAACAGGAUGUUCCAACACGACACAGGGCUGCACUCGGGGGAUGUUGAAGAAGUCAACAUGCGCAACACAGAGCUAAAUCAAGCUGCUACUGAGGACGACCUGCUCCCUACAGAGUUCAAGCUUUCCAAUGUGAAUUUUGUUGUAAAAAUUCAAGAGAUUAAAGCUGAAGAAAGAGAUGAUGCACUUUUUGAGUGUGUUCUGACACAACCCCUACCUACAAUAACAUGGAUGAAAAAAGGUGUUGCCUUGGAAGACGGGGAGAAAUAUGAGAUAACUGUGUCUGAAGAUAAACUGAUUCACAAGCUGCUGAUUAAAGACUGCAGUAAAUCCGACAAGGGGAUCUAUUCAGCAAUAGCUGGUAUGACAUCCUGCAGUGCUUGGCUGGUGGUAGAAGCUCAGAAGGAUCUUGCAUCUGGUGGUAAGAAGCCAGUUCGUAAAACUGUCCUUGCUGGUGGAGCACAAACCAACCUGGAAAAAGUGGCCAAAGAGCAGCAGAUAAAAAACCAGCAGCAAAUGGAAAAUAUCUUAAAUGCUGUAAAAGCAAAACACUCAGCAGGAAAAGCAAAACAGCAAGUCACAUUACGUAGUGGGGGAGACAUGAAUGAAAAUGAAGGAAAAGAGAGAACACGAAGCAAAAACUCAGAAGAUGGUGCUGUAAUGAACUUGAAUGAUUCGGAUUGUGAAAUGGAAGAAGGGGAGCAAGUGAAAGCAGGUGGCCUCAAGAACAAAAGACGUAGCGCAUUACGAGUCGGAUGCAAUAAGGCAACAGGUAAACUCUUCUUUUGCCCACAGUUUGGUGAUGAAUGUGCUGAUUUAAACCAGAAUCAGCCGUCAACCAUGAGCCUACAUGAAACGACUGAGUCCAGUAGCACUAAAAGAAAACAGAAGUCCCUCAAAAAUCAGAGAAAACCAAAGAAGGUUCAUUGGCAAGAUGAUAUGUCAGAUUCCAACGAACAAGAAACUGACAGUGAACUAAGUGACACUGAUGAGAACGAGAUGUCUGACCAGAAAAAGCAACAAAGAAGUUCAAAACAAAGGAUAAAGUCAAGAGACAAAGUUUCCGAUCCAAACGAACCAGCAAGUGACAAUGAACCGAGUGACACUGAUGAGAAAGAGGAUUCAGCUGAGCAGAAAAAGCAACAAAGAAGUUUGAAGCAAAGCAAAAAGUCUAAGAAAUCAGCUGAAGAUCCAAAUGAACCAGUAAGUGACAAUGAAACAAGUGAAACUGAUGAGAAUGAGGAACCGAAUGUCCAGAAAAAGAAACAAAGAAGUUCAAAGCGGAGCAAAAUGUCAAAGAAAGCAGCUGAUGGUAAACAUACAUAUCAUGAGAAACACAGUGAUGUGAAGUCUUCAGCCCGUACACGACGUAAAAGACUGACCCCUCUGGUAGAGGAUUUUGUAAUUGAUCCAGGGGUUCAGUUUGUUUGUGGCUUGUCUGAUGUCGAUGCGAUCAUCAAUGAGACGGCUGAGUUAACCUGUAAGCUCAGCAGUGAGGACUGUGAGGGAGCCUGGUUCAGAGAUGGCAAACAGAUUAUCCCAGAUGACAAUUUCUUGAUCAGUAAGGAUGGACCAAUCUAUAAACUGGAGAUAAUGAAAUGCACAGAAGAACAUUCAGGGAAAUAUCGUUUUGAAGCGGAUGGUCGUAAAACAGAAGCGAUGGUCAGCGUCAAAGAUCCUCCUCGGUUUGACCCUGAAGAACUCAAAGCUUUUACUGAGACGCUGACCGUUAAAGUGGGGCACCACGCCAUAUUCAAACUUAGGUUUGUUGGCCACAAGCCAAUAAGAAUCCAGUGGUACAGAGACGGAGAAGAGCUCCAGGAAGACAACAACACCAAAAUAGAGAAAUCAUGGAGUCACAGCCGUCUGUUCCUGAGCAGAUGCCAGAGGAAAGACACCGGAGAGAUCAAGAUAAAGCUGAAGAACGAUCACGGGUUUACUGAGGCGGUCUCUCAGCUCGUUGUACUUGACAAACCAACUUCACCUCUGGGUCCAGCAGAGGUGAUGGAGAACUCAGCUUCCUGUAUUGAAUUCAAGUGGCGGGCUCCAAAGGAUGAUGGAGGCUCACCGGUGAUUAAUUACAUGCUAGAGCGUAAGCAAGUGGGACGAAAUACCUGGAAGAAAAUAAAGGAAAAUCCAGGAGUGCCCAAAUACCGGGACACUGACGUGGACCGUGGACGAAAAUAUUGUUACCGCAUCCGAGCAGUGACGUCAGAGGGAACAAGUGAAGCGAUGGAGACUGAUGAAAUGCAGGCUGGCAAGUUUGCUUUUCCAGGUCCGCCAGCACCUCCCAAAGUGGUCAGUGCUUUUAAUGACUGCGUAAACCUUUCAUGGGUUUCACCAGCUAACACCGGGGGGUCUCGCAUUCUUGGCUACAUUUUGGAGAAACGUAAAAAGGGGAGUAACCUCUGGACUGCUGUGAAUGCAUCGGAAGAGAUAAUAAAAGAGAAGAAAUAUGCAGUGAAGGAUGUUGUGGAAGGGAUGGAAUAUGAAUUCAGGGUUUCUGCUAUAAACCUCUCAGGCGCGGGGGAGUUCAGCAACCCUUCAGAGUUUGUUUUCGCCCGAGAUCCUAAAAAGCCUCCUGGAAAAGUACUGAGCCUGAAGGUGACAGAAACGUCUUACACCAACAUGGUCGUGAGUUGGACCAAACCUGCGGAGAAGCCAGGCGAGCAGGAUGAAGCUAAAGGAUACUUUGUUGAGAUUCGGCGGGCCGAUUGCAUUGAGUGGUCCCGCUGCAACAGCACCCCCAUCAUCAUGACGUCCUUUAAUGUGAAAGGCCUUAAGUUCAUGGAUAUGUACUGGGUGAGAGUCAUUGCUGUGAAUGAUGGAGGAGAGGGUGCACCUGAGGAGCUGCCCAGAUAUGUUCUGGCAAUGCCUUUGCCUGUGAGGCCAAAGUUCACAAACAACAAGAUGAAGAGUUUCAUGGUGGUGAGGGCGGGAAACUCUGUGAGGAUCACGGUAAACUUCGAGGCCUCUCCUGUGCCAGAGGUGACGUGGUCAAAAGACAACGUGCCUGUGGUAAAGCGUGUUACGAUCAGUAACUCGGAUGGCUCGUCUCAGCUGCUGAUCCCCACUUCUGAGCGCUCAGAUUCAGGCAUCUACUCCAUCUUGGUGAAAAAUUUUGCCGGACAAGAAACAUUCAGCACAGAGGUUAGGGUAACAGAUGACCCAAAGCCUCCUGGACCUGUGGAGCUGGAGGAAAGCGUGCCUGGUACUGUGACGGUGAUCUGGAAACCUUCUCCUGACGAGAAGCGUGAUGAUCGCCUUCACUACAUGGUGUCCAAACUGGACUCAACCAAACACACAUGGACCACAGAGGCUGACAGGCUCUUCAAUAACAAGUUUACAGUUUGCAAUAUAAUGCAGGGCAGGGAGUAUCACUUCCGGGUGUACGCCAAAAACGACAUGGGCAUAUCAGAACCCUCAGAGUCACCAACAUGGGGUAUGGAGAAGAAGAAAGAAAAACGUGUCAGAACUGAACCGAUAAUAAAGGACUGGGAUUUGCGAUGUUCACCGACGUUCAUCGUUCCUCUGAAGCUUCAAACUGCAACUGCUGGUUACGAAUGCUACAUGAGCUGUGCAGUGAAGGGAAACCCCACACCGCGCAUCACAUGGUAUCGAAAUCAUGUCAGUCUAAACACUGAUACCAACUAUUACAUCUCCAACAUCGUUGGAGUUUGCUCGUUGCUGAUCCUCCGUGUGGGGCCCAAAGACAUGGGGGAGUACAACGUUGUUGCAGAAAACAGCUUAGGACGAGUCGAAUGCUCCACGGUGCUCAAUGUCAAGGAGUGA